Leucoraja erinaceus (little skate) is the source of this 1021-nucleotide messenger RNA. It is a transcript of the gene apex1, whose product is annotated as APEX nuclease (multifunctional DNA repair enzyme) 1. Gene Ontology annotation, biological process: base-excision repair. Gene Ontology annotation, cellular component: nucleus. Gene Ontology annotation, molecular function: endonuclease activity; DNA binding; DNA-(apurinic or apyrimidinic site) endonuclease activity. The record is from RefSeq and is a predicted model, not a curated record. Lineage: Eukaryota; Metazoa; Chordata; Chondrichthyes; Rajiformes; Rajidae.
GCUCCCAGCCAGUGGCGGCGCUGGUCAGUGACGUCGAUCCCUCGUGGAUCCCAAAAUGCCGAAGAGACGCCGGGAAGAGACGGACCCCUCUGCCGGGCAGCCGAAGGCCGAGCCGGCCCCACCAGCUGAGGGGGGAGCAACGUUCGUGGACACCCCCGACCAGCUGACCACCAGCGACGGGCAAGAAAGCUGCCUGAAGAUCAGCUCAUGGAAUGUGGACGGGCUGCGCGCCUGGGUCAAGAAGAAUGGCCUGGAGUGGGUGGGUUUGGAGAGCCCGGACGUUCUGUGUCUACAGGAGAUCAAGUGCACGGAUCCAGAGAAACAGGUGCCGGCGGCCAUGAAGGAGAUGGUGGAUUAUCCGCACCAGUACUGGUCGUCCAGCAAGAGCAAGGAGGGCUAUAGUGGGGUGGCCAUCUUGUGUAAGGCUGAACCCCUCAACGUCACCUACGGCAUCGGAGUCGAGGAGCACGAUGGCGAGGGCCGGCUGAUCACGGUGGAGAUGGAGAAGUGUUUUGUGGUGUCGGUCUACGUGCCAAACUCGGGCCGGGGCCUGGUCAGGCUGGAUUAUCGGCAGGCCUGGGACGGGGCCUUGCGCGGGUACCUGGAGGAGCUACAGAGCCGGAAGCCCCUGGUGUUGUGCGGGGACCUGAAUGUGGCCCACGAUGACAUCGACCUGAAGAACCCCAAGACCAACCGCAAGUCGGCGGGGUUCACCCCCCAGGAGAGGCAGGGCCUGGACCAGUUGUUGGGUCUGGGUCUAGUCGACACCUUUCGCCACCUCCACCCCUCCCUGCCCCACGCCUACACCUUCUGGACCUACAUGGGCAACUGUAGGGCCAAGAAUGUGGGCUGGAGGCUCGACUACCUGUUACUCUCCCGCUCCCUGCUCCCCCGCCUCUGUGACAGCAAGAUACGCACAAAGAUCAUGGGGUCAGACCACUGCCCCGUCACCCUGCUGCUGGCCCUCUGACCCCCGACCCCUCACCCUGCUGCUGGCCCCCGACCCCUCACCCUGCUGCUG